Aricia agestis (brown argus) is the source of this 3161-nucleotide messenger RNA. RefSeq names its product serine/threonine-protein phosphatase rdgC (gene rdgC). Gene Ontology annotation, biological process: detection of stimulus involved in sensory perception. Gene Ontology annotation, molecular function: manganese ion binding; iron ion binding; calcium ion binding. Lineage: Eukaryota; Metazoa; Arthropoda; Insecta; Lepidoptera; Lycaenidae. Gene Ontology annotation, cellular component: cytosol; nucleus. The transcript is spliced from 15 exons. The record is from RefSeq and is a predicted model, not a curated record. Bases 304 to 2406 code for a protein of 700 amino acids.
UUUCAGUUAUUCUGGAUCAGUCCACGGGUUCGCUCGCUUGUAGCUCGACGCCGUAGCUCGUUUCACGAUAACUUUUCGACAAGAACUUGAAACAUUUCUUAAGUUUUUUUUUGUGUUUGUUAUGUUUCAGCGCAAUGAACGUUUCGAGAAGAAUGUAAAUUCCGCGCUCGAACGUAUGGGAAUAUUUUCAGUGCUCUAUCUCUCGGUGUAAAGUAAUAAUUAGCCAUUCCUAAGUCACGAAAAAAAGUGCAAAGAUGUGCCCGGAAAAGAAGAGAUAAAUAUUUGAAGGACAAGAGUCCCACCAUGUUCUCAUUAGCAGAAGGGUGUGGAUGUGUCAGUUUUAGAGGAAGCCGCCGAACCAAAUCCCUAGGAGACGACUCGUCCUCCUGCCGAAGUUCUGAAAUAGAACAAGAAGUUCCUAAGAAGCUCAGUAAGAGAGUCCUGAACGGGGAGUGCGGUAUGAAGGCGUUCGCACCGUUCCUACGUUUCUGGAAAAGAGAUGACGUCAGCAUGACCAAGGCUGAAAGAACGAUGAAAGCGGCGAUACUGAUCCAGCAGUGGUAUCGCCGCUACCUGGCGCGUAUGGAGGUGCGGAGACGGUACACCUGGACGAUAUUCCAGAGCAUCGAGUAUGCCGGCGAACAGGACCAGGUCAAACUGUACAACUUUUUCAACGCACUUCUCAGCCACAUGAAGGACACCAGUGGUCGACCGUCAUCUGAAAGAACCUCCAGAACUGCCUCUAUCAUGGAGCAGGUAUUCUCCGAGGAGUCCGACGAAGGGGGAGGCGUGGACGAGACCGCGCCGCCCAAGCACUCGCACGGCCCCGAUAUCGAGUUCCCUCUGCAGAGGAAAGACGUCGAUCUCCUCAUAGAAGCCUUUAGGAAAAAGAAGAACCGUCUACACCCGAAGCACGUCGCUCAGAUCCUGAAAGAGGCUUCGCAGGCGCUGAAGAGAUUACCCAACAUCAAUGUGGCAACCACCUCCAUCUCCAGCCAGAUAACCAUCUGCGGGGACAUACACGGGAAACUCGAUGACUUGCUGGUUAUUUUUCAUAAGAACGGGUUGCCGUCAACGGAGAACCCCUACAUAUUCAACGGCGACUUCGUGGACCGAGGCAAAAAGGGCUUAGAGGUGUUCCUCCUUCUGUUGGCCUGCAUGCUGGCCUUCCCCGGAGGAGUGUUUCUCAAUAGGGGCAAUCACGAGGAUCUCAUUAUGAACGCCAGGUACGGCUUUAUACGGGAAGUUCAGCUGAAAUAUCGACACAAUGCCGAGCGGCUACUGAAGCUGAUAGAGAACGUGUACCGCUGGCUGCCGUUGGGCACCAUCAUCAACAACAGGGUGUUUGUCGUCCAUGGCGGCAUCUCCGACACUACUGACCUCGACAUGGUGCGGAGUUUGGAGAGAGACAAGUACGCGUCCCUCCUGCGGCCACCUGUUAAUGAAGGCGCCGCCCCGGGUGCCGAAGGAAUUGAUAAAGUGGAAUGGAAACAGGUUUUCGACAUAAUGUGGUCAGACCCGCAGGCGGUGGGCGGGUGCGUGGCCAACACACUCCGCGGCGCCGGCACCUACUUCGGCCCCGACGUCACCGUCGAGUUCCUCAACCGGAACAAGCUGAGCUUCCUCGUCCGCAGCCACGAGUGCAAGCCCGGCGGUUACGAGAUCAUACACGACGGAAAUGUAAUAACAAUUUUCUCCGCCUCCAACUACUACGAGUUGGGUUCCAACAAGGGAGCUUACCUCAAGCUCCGCGGGAAUGCUCUUGAGAAGCAGUUCGUGCAAUACACCGCCGCUGUAUCCCGGACUCGUCGGUUGACCUUCCGACAGAGAGUAGGGCUGGUGGAGGCGUCGGCCAUGAGAGAGCUCCACAGCCAUAUCAUGAUGGCCAGAAGAACGUUGGAGGCAACCUUCCGAAGCAUGGAUACUGAUGGGUGUGGGUAUAUAUCAAUAAGCGACUGGUGCUACGCGAUGGAGGACACCACGCACCUCGGCCUGCCCUGGCGCAUGUUGAAGGACAAGCUCGUGAGGACGGACAUGGACACGCGCCGAGUGCGCUACAUGGACACCUUCGACUUCUCGGCUAACAAAAUUGGAAGAAAAACUGACAACACGACCGUCGUGGAGACGCUAUAUAAGAACAAAAGGAGUUUGGAAGCGAUUUUCAAGAUCCUGGACAAGGACAAUUCUGGUUACAUAACUUUGGAGGAGUUCUCGGAAGCGUGCAACCUCCUCGGUAAGUACAUGCCGAACCCCAUGACGCAGGAGCAGCUCGUUGACAUCUGCCGGCUGAUGGACAUCAACAAGGACGGCCUCGUCGACCUCAACGAGUUCCUCGAGAGCUUCCGCCUCGCCAACAAGAGCCUGAACGAGGAGGAGAACGAGGUGGACGACUACCGGGCCAUAUGACAGGAGCUCGACCGCUGUCCGUCGAGGACGGCGGUCGACAGGGACGAGACCGGCGUCGACAUCGAGGUACUGAAGCUCGACGACGAGACGACGGAUCGGGGUACGACGAGAGACCGUGGUGCGACGAGAGACGACAUAGAGAUGACGGAGUACCGACGACCGGGGCUGCUGGAGAGCGACAUAUAAAUUUAUUGACUUUUAUCUUUAGCUCAGCGAAACCAUAAGUGCUAUAUUUAGGUUUUUGACUGUCUAUGGCGUGUUGAAAUAUCUUCAUUAAUUUAUAUGGUUUUCUAUCUGAGUAUUGAGUAAUCAUAAUGUUACUAUUCAAAUACGAUUCAGAUACGAUACUAAGAUACAUGCAAGAAAAAAAGUAACUGAAAAACAAAUAGAUGUAGGUGGUGUUAAAAAAUUAUACACACAUUUUUUUAUCGUACUCUAUCGGUAAAAAAGAGAUAGUAACCUCUUGUUAAUUUAUAGAGAAAGCUGUUUUGUUAAUUCUGGUAAUACCACAGUUUUAACAAAACAGCUCUUAAAGUUUUUCAGAAACAGUGUUUCAAAAGCACGUGCUAUAACUUUCUUAAAACAAAAGGUUUCACAAGAAAACGUGUUUCAGAAAGGGAAUUAUUCUCACUGAAAUCAGAGCGUUUAUCGAGCAGUACCUAUGAGUUAAAGUUAAAGUAAAAUUUAUAGGUAUCCUUUUUCACAUACAUAUUAUAUUACACAAUACUGUCGCUUCAAACUCACUAUAGAAUAAU